This is a messenger RNA of Aedes aegypti (yellow fever mosquito), 1757 nucleotides long. RefSeq names its product carboxypeptidase B. The transcript has 3 exons. The coding region runs from base 423 to 1739 and encodes 438 amino acids. The record is from RefSeq and is a predicted model, not a curated record. Gene Ontology annotation, biological process: proteolysis. Gene Ontology annotation, molecular function: metallocarboxypeptidase activity; zinc ion binding. NCBI's taxonomy places the organism in Eukaryota, Metazoa, Arthropoda, Insecta, Diptera, Culicidae.
UAAACUCAAACGCCGGUCUGUUUGCUGGCUUCGAUCUCACAGUUCACAGUAUACCAGGCAAGGCGCGGUAAUCAGCUUCGCCACAAAACAGUAAAUGAUUUUACAGCAGAGACAGUCAUUCUGACAUCGACUAAAUCUCUUCUCCACGAAUUAAUUUGGAGUUUUUAUAUUCGCUAAAACAAAGUUGAGCGUUUUAGCACAUCACCCAAAAGGCAGCACAAUUACAUUCAUUAAGUCGCAUCAUGAGAGAGAAUCCUCUUUGCUCACUUCUAAGCUGUCCGAAGGCAGACACAGUCCGUCCCAUCUAAUAGCAUUUGCGUAGCAUACCAACGAAGACAGCUCAACAAAGUCCCAUAAACCGGUUGUUUCACUACAAAGCACCAUGCUGUGCGAUCAUUUGUCGCUUGGUUUAUCAGUUCGAUAUGAGUGCGCAAGCUGCCAAGAAGAUGCAGAUUUUAGGCGCAGUACUGUUGUUUUCUGCUCUGCUGACAUCCUACGCGAUUUGCGAAGAAGUUCCGUACAAAGGUUACAAAAUAUACGAUGUACAAACGACCACACGUUCAGAUUUGAAAUUUUUUCAAACUGUGAGCCGUGAUUUGGGAUUGGAUAUAUUGAGCUCACCUAAAAUUGGUAGGAAAUCAUCUGUAAUUGUUAGUCCAUCAAACGACGAGAUAUUCAGGUCCUUUUUAAGUAAACAAAACGUGACUCAUAAACUACUUCAAGGCGAUAUUCAGAGGUUGAUUGAUCAUGAAAGAAAUUCCAAUGACAUUCACAUUCGUAAACGUCGCACAGUUCAACAGAAUGAUACCAUUCCUAUUGUGAAUUUCAAUGGUGCAAAUUUCGAAUACUUCUGGUCACUGAAUGAUAUCUAUAAGUAUUUGAAUACUCUGAAUGAAAAAUAUCCUAAUCUAGUGAAAGUAGUAGACCACGGAACGACUCACGAAAACCGGUCAAUAAAAGUGAUUACCAUCAGUACUAACGGGAAAGUUAAUGGGUCCCGUCCGAUUGUGCUGUUAGACGGAGGAAUACAUGCUCGCGAAUGGGCAUCUCAUAUGGCAGUGGUAUACUUGAUAUAUCAACUAGUUGAGCGCUCAGCCGAGAAUAUGGAUCUUUUGAACAACACCGAUUGGGUGAUCAUGCCAGUAGUCAAUCCGGAUGGUUAUGAGUACACCCAAAAGGAUCGUUUGUGGAGAAAAAAUAGAUCCCCAAAUAAUAACACGGUUUGCUUCGGAACGGAUUUGAAUAGAAAUUUCCCCAUUGGUUGGGGAAACUUUGGGAGCGAAUGUUCAGUUGGAUACGCUGGUGCUAGUCCUGCUUCAGAGCAUGAGACUCAAGCUUUGAUAAGACUAAUGGAAAAAUAUUCAAAUGCUACGAAGGUCUACUUGACAGUUCAUUCGUGUGGAGACUUUAUCUUAUAUCCUUUUGGAUACAAAUAUGAAACUGCGCCGAACAAGAAGCAAUUGCAAUCCCUGGGAGAGCAAGCCGCUGCAGCUGUAAGGGCGAUUAAUGGCCCUCUGUAUUCUGUAGGAAGCUCAUCUGCUUUGCUUUAUCCAGCCAAUGGAAGUGACGAUUACAUCUAUGAAUGUUUGAAUGUAGAAUAUGCUUACACCUUAGAGCUUUCCUGUGGAGAUUCCAACAAGAGUAGCAUAUUUAUCAUCAGCAUAGCGGAGAUGCAACGCAUCAACAAAGAAGCUUUCGAAAUGUUUAAGGUAUUCGGAAAAUUUGCUGGAAACAAAUAAAAUCUUCAGGAUAAUUCA